GUCAGUUCUCGGGGCAGCUGGAGUGGAGCGAGCCGUCAUGGCGUUGUGCGCCCCGCCGGCCUAUCUGACACACCAACAGAAGGUGUUGCGGCUUUAUAAGCGGGCGCUCCGCCAUCUGGAGUCGUGGUGUAUCCACAGGGACAAAUACCGGUACUUUGCUUGCUUGUUGAGAGCCCGUUUUGAAGAACAUCGGAAUGAAAAGGAUAUGAUGAAGGCCACCCAGCUGCUGAGGGAGGCAGAAGAGGAAUUCUGGCACAGUCAGCACCCACAGCCAUAUAUCUUCCCUGACUCUCCUGGGGGUACCUCCUAUGAGAGGUAUGAAUGCUACAAGGUUCCAGAAUGGUGCCUAGAUCACUGGCAUCCUUCUGAAAAGGCAAUGUAUCCUGAUUACUUUGCCAAGAGGGAGCAGUGGAAGAAACUGCAGAUGGAAAGCUGGGAGCGAGAGGUUAAGCAGCUGCAGGAGGAAACCCCACCUGAUGGUCCUAAAACUGAAGCUUUGCCUCCGGCCAGAAAGGAAGGUGAUUUGCCCCCACUGUGGUGGCAUAUUGUGACCAGACCUCGGGAACGGCCAGUGUAGAGAGAAACUUUAGACACCUCACUCUUCAGGCUUGCAGGUGAUACUGCAAUGUUACCAAGCAUACACACACACUUGCCCUAAUAAAAAUAAGUAAACAUGGUC
This is a messenger RNA of Castor canadensis (American beaver), 679 nucleotides long. It is a transcript of the gene Ndufb9, whose product is annotated as NADH:ubiquinone oxidoreductase subunit B9. Gene Ontology annotation, biological process: mitochondrial electron transport, NADH to ubiquinone. Gene Ontology annotation, cellular component: respiratory chain complex I. Lineage: Eukaryota; Metazoa; Chordata; Mammalia; Rodentia; Castoridae. The record is from RefSeq and is a predicted model, not a curated record.